AGGCUAGGGCUCACAGCCAGAGGUUCCAUCCAGCCGACCUUGAAGCCGACCCUGAGGGUAGACGUUUGUGACAACCGUGACGACCGCGUCCGUUUUUUCUUGGUCUUCCAGCCAUGGGCAGCCGGAGGAGGUCCCGUACCCCGCCUGGACAAAGUCUCCAAGAGACCAAGCAAAGCUUGUACAUCUCCAAGCAGCUGGUGAGCUUCGGCCGAUACCCCACGCACCGGCCGAAGGGCCUCCGUGUUUGCGAGGGCAGUUUGACGCUCAACAACCUGAUGGAGUGCUGGGCGCAACCUGAAGGAUUCUCGCGGCUGGACGUCCUGAAUGCUGUGCGAAAGCACAUGUUUCAUGAGGGUGGCCAGGAGCUACGCUUUGAGCUCACCCAGGAGGGGCAAGACAAAGUCAUCAAAGUGAAGCCCCGGAGAGGCGCAGGCAGGCCGUUGGAUGAGGAGAGAGGCUCGGAGCGGCGUCAGCGGUCCAGAGUAUCGACUCCUUUGUCUACACCGUUGUCGACACCGCGUUCUACGCCGUUGUCGACGCCGCGUUCUACACGAGACAAGUUGAAUGCGUCACUGGAUGAUAUCAUCCACGAGGAGAACCGAGGCGACCAAAGCGCACCUCCUGGUAGCUCCCGAGAACCCUUCGCCACAUUCUCGCGGCCGAGCCUGCAGCGGAAGAUGGAUCAGAUGGGCCUCACGCCGCAGACGAAACACCUCAGAAGGCCGCCAAUGAGCGACCGAGGCGGCCGACAUAGAGGAGGGCGUGACGAUGCGAUGGACAGGGCACCCGAGCGCGUGGUUCCCAAGAAGCCGCCCAUCCCCACGCCCAGAGAGGUGGCCCAAAGCAAGGCAGCGCCGCCUCGGCCAGACACGGUGCAGGACCUCAUCGAUAUCGGCAUGAACCCCGAUGAGCCCAGCGAGAGCAGCGAGGAGAUUGCGGCCUCGGCACCCGAGCCAGGCAACCCCGACGCUGCUGAAAUGGACCUCCCCGACGGUCCUCCGGGUCCUCAUUGGGAAGUGUACGACGACUCAGGCACCACCUGGUGGUUCUACGAUGGGCCGAAAGGCAAGUUUGCAUGCCUGGGACCGGGGCAAGAAGUCCAGCCGAUCACGCAGGAUACGUGAGAAGUCUCACAGGAAUCGAGCUAGGCUCUCGGCUUGCUUCUUUCAUGAAGCAUUCAACCUCCCGCCUGUUGCCUUGGCCCAAUUUCGUGCCCAGAGGCAAUUCGGCAGGUGUUCAAAGACGUGGACCGCCCCUCUUACACAGAGCUUGCCGGGUCCUUGCCACAAUUUUAAAGGCACCACUGUGAGCGCCGGGGUGAAAGCUAUGGGUUUGGAGAUGGAGUGAUUCCGUGAG
Effrenium voratum is the source of this 1356-nucleotide messenger RNA. Lineage: Eukaryota; Dinophyceae; Suessiales; Symbiodiniaceae. The record is from the annotation of a GenBank genome assembly.